AAAUGGGAAGUUCGUAAUCGUAAUUCUUUUAAGGAUAUUGUCAAUAUAUUGCAGUAUAGCUAAAUUAAGACAUUAGUGUUACGUGCUCAGGAUUGAUUUCGGGGCCUAAAUAAGUCCUCACCGGCAUUGAUUCUACAUGCAGAUAUACAUAGCGACAUGGCCCUUGCUAAGAUCGUACGCAGUUUAAGGACUUUAUCGGUUAACAUGACCCGGCACAGUUUGUACUCGACAGCAGCAACGCGAUGCUCUGUAACGUCCUUAUAUGAAAAAAAUCAGGAAAUAUGUGAAUACGUUCCAUUAACUAGUCAUCCAUUUGGGCAAAGAUGCAUUAUAAAAAGAUCUGUACAUGAAAGCAGUCGUCCAGAGACCUCCAAUGAAACCGAAAAGAGACCUGAAGACUUGGAGAGAGUCUUCACUGUGCUCAAAAACACACUGCCCAAAUUGUUUGUGGAACCGCUUGAUUAUUCGAUUUACAGUCCGAACCUUAUUUUUCAAAACAACAUCACUGGCAAGCACACAGUGGGACUCUACCACUAUGUCAAACAAAUUGCUAUAUUACGGACCGUUGGUCAUCUAAAGUAUGCCUAUGUGAAAUUUGAAAUAUUAAAAAUUACGAAGCAUCCUGAAGACUACACAGUGCGCAUAAGAUGGCGAGUGCGAGGCAUAUCUGGUCUAAAAGUAAUGUUUCAAUUUUGGAAAUACAAAAUCUGGGAACUGAAACAAGUUUUAGAUGACCAAGAAGCUUGGUAUGAUGGCUUUUCCGUCUGCUACCUAGGCUCCGACGGCCUAAUCAGCAAACACAUCGUCGACAAAGUCAUGCCAGAUGAGAGUCGCGAGGCAGUGGACAACAGCUCCUCCACAACGUUGCCAACUGGAUCCUUGGCCGCAACUGCUUCCCAAAAGAUACAUUUUCAGUCAUUGCUUAGUAAUAAUAAUUAAUUUAUUUAUUAGAUUCGCAUAAUUAAAUCCACUCUGCGUUUCUGUUAAUAUGGCCAGUCUUGUUAAAGGAA
Scaptodrosophila lebanonensis is the source of this 1010-nucleotide messenger RNA. RefSeq lists its product as uncharacterized. Bases 157 to 939 code for a protein of 260 amino acids. The transcript has 2 exons. The record is from RefSeq and is a predicted model, not a curated record. NCBI's taxonomy places the organism in Eukaryota, Metazoa, Arthropoda, Insecta, Diptera, Drosophilidae.